AUGUUAUAUAGUUUAUAUAGCAUUUCCGUCUGUCUGUCUCUUUCUCUCUCCUCCCCUUUCUUUCCCUUCGCUCUCUUUCUCUCUCUCUCUCUCUCUCUCUCUCUCUCUCUCUCUCUCUCUCUCUCUGAUUUUUCAAGCAGCACAUAUAGAAACGCGGCGGAGGCCACGAAUUUCGCCGAAAUUUGGGAGGGGAAAAUUAAUAAAGGGGCAAAAGCAGCGAGUGGCAUGAGGCAUCAGAAGGAAUCAUGCCCUAGAAGUAGCCAUCAAUGGGCUCCUUCCAUAUUGCAACUGGUUCAAUUUGCGUAUAGUCAUCCGAGUAUGUUGAUGGCCUCUGAUAAUAUUAUCUCUUCUGCUACCGGAAUCCAGCAAAGUGAUCCACUUGGUUCGCUACUAUUUGCGAUGACUGUUGACGGGGUGGCUCGUUUCAUUGCCUCUCCUUUUUACAUAUGGUAUCUUGACGAUGCAACGCUGGGAGGAUCCGUCGAGGCCGUGACUUCAUCUCUGCUUUAUCUCUCCUUUAACCGUGAGAUUAACUCGGAGCUGCUCUCUCUCUCUCUCUCUCUCUCUCUCUCCCUCUCCCUCUCUCUCUCCUUCUCUCUCUCCCUCUCUCCCUCUCCCUCUCUCCCUCUCUCCCUCCCUCUCCCUCUCUCUCUGGCUUACAUUAUUAUGUCUUAUAUUUAG
Molecule: messenger RNA, 681 nt
Organism: Acanthosepion pharaonis
Lineage: Eukaryota; Metazoa; Mollusca; Cephalopoda; Sepiida; Sepiidae
Source: the annotation of a GenBank genome assembly